AUGGAUUCUAUUCGUUUAACAAUAUUAAUUAUUGCUUUAUUCUUCACCAUUGGUACUAUUGAAGGAAAACCAACUAGUUUAUCAUCGAAUGAUUUGAAAGAUAAUAUUAAAUAUUUGUUAAAUAUUCUUGAAAUUGAAAAUGAAUAUAUACGAUUUUUAUCAUAUAUGAAACUCUAUCCACCGGAAGAUACAAAAAUGAAAGUUCUUUACGAUGAUUUAUUUUCUUUUGAUUCAUUUAUAUCUGAUCUUACAAGUGUAUAUGAGAAAUAUUAUACAUUAGAUGAUGUUACUCAACUUAUUAAUUUUUAUUCCAGUCCAUUGGGCAAAAAGGUUAAUAAAGUAACACAAGCAUUAGAUAAAGAAAUGGAAGAUUUAAUGUUAAAUAAAAUCAGUGAUUAUAUUUUUGCAUUAUCAGAAAAUGGUGUCGACAUUCGUCUACCACAAAUUUCACAAUAA
Molecule: messenger RNA, 456 nt
Organism: Rotaria sordida
Lineage: Eukaryota; Metazoa; Rotifera; Eurotatoria; Philodinida; Philodinidae
Source: the annotation of a GenBank genome assembly